UCAGCCUCUGAACCCUAACCCAGACAGUCGCUGGAACACAUACUUUAAAGACAACGAGGUUCUGCUGCAGAUCGACAAAGACGUCAAGCAGAAGGACACUGAGCUCUACAUCAGACUGCAAGAGCAGAACAUUAAGCCGCAGUACUUCACCUUCCGCUGGCUGACGCUGCUGCUCUCUCAGGAGUUUCUGCUUCCAGAUGUGAUCCGGAUCUGGGAUUCACUGUUUUCACAUCAGGACCGCUUCGAGUUCCUCAUCCCUGUGUGCUGCGCAAUGCUGACACUGAUCCGAGAUCAGCUGCUGGCGGGAGACUUCACUACAAACAUGAGACUACUGCAGGAUUACCCCAUCUCUGACGUUCACUCCAGAUCUCCUGAACGCUCCAGUAUGAACAGAUCUCAGAUCAGAGGAUGGUCAGAUGAUGGACUCCUGUAUUUAUAUCAGUGAUUGUUUACGUCUCUGUUGAUGAGUGAUUAUUGAUCAGCUGAUCAGCUCCGUCACACACCAGCACACCUACUGUCCACAGCUGAAGAACACCACACACUCUCCACACUACACA
Messenger RNA from Danio rerio (zebrafish), 557 nucleotides. It is a transcript of the gene tbc1d13, whose product is annotated as TBC1 domain family, member 13. Lineage: Eukaryota; Metazoa; Chordata; Actinopteri; Cypriniformes; Danionidae. Gene Ontology annotation, cellular component: membrane; cytoplasm. The record is from RefSeq and is marked validated.